ACACAGUAAUACUGAAACACACUCUGUUGGACGCAUUCACACAUUAUGCAGUAGUGUUUUUCCUGAGACUGAUUGUGCUGACAAGUCACAAGUACUCAUUAACAAGUUUACAGAAUGGCCACCAAUAAGACUUUGUUCCUUCAUUCUCACUCGGACAUCUCAACCCACAAUGAGAAAACUACAGUGGACAUUGAUGCUAUUAUGGAUAAUAUUACCAUUAUCUUCUACACCAUUACUGUUCUCCUGGGCAUCACUGGGAACACUUUUGUCAUCUGGGUUGCUGGCUUCCGGAUGAAGCCCAAUGUAACCAAUGUAUGGUUGGUCAACCUUGCUGUAGCCGACCUGAUCUUCUGCUUUACCCGCGUCAUUUCACUACUCAAAAAAAUCUUCUUUGACUACUGGCCUUUUGGAGUGUUUCUCUGCAAGUUCAAUGGCUUCUUUAAGUAUGCCAACAUGUUCUGCAGUGUCUUUCUUCUGGCUGUCAUCAGUGUGGAUCGAAUGCUCUGUGUUUGGCGUCCAGUGUUCACCAGGGAAAGACGGACAUUAUGUGCUGCCCGUGUGGUCAGUUUAGGGGUUUGGAUUGUGGCGGUCAUCUUCAGUUCACCAUACUUUGUAUACCGGCAGGUUUACUCUAAGAACAACUUGAGCAAGUGCUCCUUGGAGGUGAAAGAAUCAUCAGAGACUGACAUUGUAGCAAGGAACGCCUUAUACAGCAUCCGUUUCUUAUGUGGAUUCCUGUUGCCCUUCCUGGUCGUUCUCAUCUGCUACAUACUAGCUGGUAUCGGUAUACGUAGAACUCGGUUCCCUGGCAAAUCACGGCCUCUCCGAAUUCUUGCCGGACUUGUCUGUGCCUUUUUCUUAUGCUGGGCCCCCUACCAUUGCCUACUGCUUGCCAAAAUGGUGGACAAGAAGAGCCAAGCAGUCAAACUAGGCCUUCCUAUUGCUAAGGGUUUAGCCUAUUUCAACAGCUGCGUGAACCCAUUGCUGUACUUCUGCAUGGGACUGAAUGUUAGGCAACGCUUCAAACAAAGUCUGUCAGGAAUUUAUCGCCGAGCACUAAUGGAAGAUGGCUACACUGUGGAGUCCCAGGAAGGCACUGGGGAAGAAAGCUGUAAUUCCAUUCCAAAGAUCGCAAGCAAAGUUUGAGAUAAAAUUGAUGACAUGACUAAUGUUUAAGACCAGAAACAAACUUUAAUAAAAAAAUUUGAAUGCAAUGUGCAAGAUUGCAGUCCCCCUUGUACCAGUGUCAGAACUUCACAUUUUUAUUAUUGGGCAACAUUUUUUCCAAAUUUAAUUGAUUUUCAGGAGCAUUGCUUACCUUUUUAUGAGGAUUUUUUUUUUUUUUACCUAUGAAAGGCCUAUUUUGCUCAUUUAAUGCCAAUUACUUAAAGGGAUAGUUCACCCAAAAAUGAAAAUUCUCUCAUCAUAUAUAUCCACUCUCUUGACAUCCCAGAAGUGUAUACCUUUCUUUCUUUCUUUCUUUCUUCAGCAGAACACAAAUGAAGAUUUUUAGAAUAUCUCAGCUCUAUAGGUCCAUACAAUGCAAGUGAAUGGUGACCAAAACUCUGAAGUUCCAAAAAGUACAUAAAGGCAGCAUAAAAGUAGUACAUACAGUGUUCUAAUCAAUGUCUUCUGAAACGAUCCUCGGUUUUGGUGAGAACAAACCAAUAUAUAUCUCACCUUUUCACUGUACAUCUUGCCAUUGCAUCACCAAGGAGACUGCAGAUGUCAAGACGUACAGUGAAAAAGGAUUUACAUUUGUUCUGUUCUUACAUGGAUUAAACCACUGAAGUCUUCUGGAUUACUUUUAUGCUGCCUUUAUGUGCUUUCAAAGUUUUUUCACCAUUAACUUGCUUUAAAUGGACCUACAGAGCUGAGAUAUUUUUCAAAUCUUAAUUUAUGUUCUGCAGAAAAUGCUGAAUGUCAUACACAUCUGGGAUUGCAUGAGGGUGAGUAAAUGAUGAGAGAAUUUUUUAUUUUUGGGUGAAUUAUCCUGUAAACUGUAAGCGAUUUCUUUUUAUUUAUUUAAAAAAAAAAAUGUUAUGCAAUAGUAUGCAGAAAAUGUUCCUUCUCCCUUUAAGAUAUCACUAAAAGAAGUGCAAUGAGUCCUGAAAUAAGAGUUUUAAAAUAUCUGGUCUCAACGUUAUCUUUGGUGGGUGGUGUUUUGGAAAAAGGGGACAUGUCUAAUUCAAUUGCUUAGUCUCGUGGAAAUUUCAGAACAGCCUUUAAAUUGAAUUAAUUAAUAGAAAUAAAAUCAGUGCAAGUAUUACUCUUCUUUAUAAUCAAAUCAACAUGAAAUAAAAAAGGAGUUGUAAAUAAUACACAAGUCAGACCUAGGACUAGAAUGCAGUAUUGCUAAAUAUAUCAAACUUACAUGUUAAAAAUGUUAAAAACUAAAAGAAAGAAAUGGGAGAGAGUGCAAUUUCUUGUCCUAAAUCUUUUUAAAGAGCCCUUGUUAAUUUCUGAAAUUCUGGUGGCAACAAAUUCAGUUCUCGGGGGAGCUAUAGAGUUACUUUCAAAUGUCUAUGCCAUUAACCUGCAUGUGCUAUUAUUCUGGUAGCUUGCUAUAAACAUAUCUACUUCAAAUAAAUGACUCCGCUAGAUUCUCUUCAAACGGCUGCUCCGCAUUGAAAGAACAGAGAAAACUGAUUUUAGAAGCAAACAGCUGACAUGAAUGUCCCGAUAGCACAUGCACAUCACCCAGACGUCUAUUUGAUGUGUGUUUACAUCUGGAAGACUUCUAUUUUAUGUUGUUUGCUCAUCUGUAAUACAUCUAUAAAACAUAUGUCAAUAAGUAUGUCUCAGAUCUCAAUAAGACAUUCAGUAGAUGUCUUUGAGACCUUCAUGAAUAAGAAUGUUUUGUAAAUCUGAUCUUUUUAAGAUGUUUAGCAGAUGUUAAUUAGAUUGAGAUGAUAUCCAGAUUAAAAGAUCUAAAACACAAAGUUCUAUCUGGGUCUACUAUGCAGGGGUUAAUUUGAGACGUUGGUGAUGGUGGAACCUUAAAAUCAAGUGGUGGUGCAUUAGGCCAGAUAUGACGUGAUUCCAUACUGCUUCUAAUAUGCUGUCUUUACCAGCAUCUGCAACUGACUAGAGCAAAGCAUUAUGAAUUUGAAAGGUUUUUUGAGCAAAUACAAGGCCUAAAUGAGGAUGGAUUGUGUGAAAUGGAUCAAACCAAAACUGCAGCAGUGUACACAAGAAAUUGAAUGGAUUAACAAAAAACUAUCAAAUAAAAAAUCAAAGGUGCCAGGACGAUCAGCACAAUUUAACCCCUGGCAAUAUCGGCCAUUAUGACAAUGCUGAGAAUGCAACACGUUGCUUUGUAGAUUGCAGCAUGACACAUUUCUGAACAAAAUGAAGUACGAAAUCAAGCUCGAUUAGCUAUAAUUGUUUGCAUUCACAUAUAUGUUUUGGGCCUGAGCCCAGUUAGAACAAAUAAGUCUCCGCAAUUUCAUCAGGAAAUCAUCACAAUAUUAUAAACAUCUACUAAACAUCUUAAAAAGGUCUGAUUUACACCUCUGAGAGGAAAUGUCUUUAAGACCUAUUGCAGAUGAGCUAACAAACUAAAAAAUGCAUCUUCCAAAUGUAAACACACACAUCAAAUAGACGUCUGGGCGAUUCAAGGGUGCUACCAGGGAGAGAGCUCAAUGAAUGCAACUUGUUCUUGUUUGUUAGACAAGUCCAUCAGAUAACUCUGCACUAUUGUAAUACAUAUCUAACAAUACUGAGCGAAUAGUCAGCUGGCAAGUCUAGAUGUCAUAAAUCAUUUUUUAUAUAUGUUUAGCAAGUUGACUGCAUUAUAUCCUAUGCAUUUCAGUUUUAAUGUAUGAAUAAAAACUUUUUUUUUAUUUAUAUAAAUUAUGCUUAUCCUGAUCUCCUGCAUUCUUUGUAUUAAUAAAUCUUUUUC
Xyrauchen texanus (razorback sucker) is the source of this 3904-nucleotide messenger RNA. RefSeq names its product formyl peptide receptor 2-like. The transcript has 3 exons. The record is from RefSeq and is a predicted model, not a curated record. Gene Ontology annotation, molecular function: G protein-coupled receptor activity; complement receptor activity. Bases 115 to 1146 code for a protein of 343 amino acids. Gene Ontology annotation, biological process: inflammatory response; positive regulation of cytosolic calcium ion concentration; complement receptor mediated signaling pathway. NCBI's taxonomy places the organism in Eukaryota, Metazoa, Chordata, Actinopteri, Cypriniformes, Catostomidae. Gene Ontology annotation, cellular component: plasma membrane.